AUGUUGGAGGAAGCAUGGGUCCAGUACCACAAGAAGCUGGAGUUUCUUCAACUCCCGCCAGGAACUCACAUCAAAGCCGCAGCCUCUGGCGUUGAUCAUCAUGCUCUUUACUUCAGUCCACAAAAAGUGAUCCACUAUACCUGUGACGGAACCGAAGGAAACGGCAAGUGCAUUAUCAAGGAAUGCAGUUUUGAGGAGUUCUGCCGAGCCUACCCGUUCCUACAUGUGGUGUGGCACCCGGACAGUGAAGAACAAGGCAAGGUCAUAGAACAGACAGCACGAAAUCGCCUGGGUGAAGACCAGUACGACAUGUUCUUGAACAACUGCGAGGAUUUUGUGUGUGUGCGUGCAUCAGCACUGCUCUUGGCCGUUACAGUCAUAGGACUCAGGUUAAAGAAGCAGUUCAAGACGUUGUCGCUUGUGCCAACGAGGGGGUAA
Symbiodinium sp. CCMP2456 is the source of this 438-nucleotide messenger RNA. The record is from the annotation of a GenBank genome assembly. Lineage: Eukaryota; Dinophyceae; Suessiales; Symbiodiniaceae.